GCUUGCACCCGUCGAUAUAAUGUAUUAAUGUUUACGCUGUUUGCGUAGACGCUCUUCUUCGCCCUCCGUUGUCUACCACGCACGGGCAGACGAUGUGCAGCAGCGCCCUCUGCGGUCACAGAUCCUGAUGGGUCACAGCUUUCGGUGCAACACCGGCAGGCAGGAUAAAGUGCAUCGGUAAAGAGGCUUCACUUCCCAAACAUGAAGUUCCUUAACAAAGACGAACUGCAGAUCGCUGAAGGAGUUCUGCUAAAACACUUACCCAAGAGUUCUAAGGUAUACGGUUUCCUAUAUGGUAUUAACAGGAACAAACCAAGCACACUGGAGGUAAUCGUUGACACAUGGCCUGAUUUUAAAGUCAUCAUUUGCCGACCUGACCCCAAUAACAAGCGCGCCCUGGAGUUUAUGAAAAAGGUGACAUACUACAGCAUGGAUGAACCGAGUUUAAGGAAAAUGCUGACAGAAGAGAAUGCAAUUGACUGGAGCACCUACUUCCUUAUUGGAGGAUUUGACAUUUCCCAUACCUCCAUGCUCAAAGAAGUGGCUUCUGGCAGAGAAGUCAACAACAGAUGCUAUACUGUGGUGCAUCUUAUGUAUCUGCCAGACAGCAGCCAUCUGCUCACACCAGCAGCUGGCAGUGAGUUUGAAUCAAGGAUUUCAUCUCUUAACCUUUCCCACGUUGACUUGGUGAAUAAAACCUGGAAGUUUGGAGGGAAUGAGCAGGGUUACAGAAACAUUCAAAACCUCAUCAGCAACUUCCCGUCAUGCUGCAUCACUGACGGCCAGGACCAACCGGUGUCCUGGAUUCUUGUGUAUGAUUACUGUGCUUUGGGCUUAUUGUACACUCUGCCAGAGCAUAGAGGGAGAGGCUACUCCAAAGUCCUGGUCAGCACCAUGGCCAAGAGACUCCACGCUGAGGGCUACCCAGUGUACUGCUUCAUAGAGGAGGAGAACACGGUCUCCUACACGCUCUUUAAAAAACUGGGCUUCAUUGAGGAUCCCUCAUACAGGGCGGCAUGGUUUGAGUUCAACUUUUGAUUUUGUAACCAUUUCUAACAAGUGUUUGUAUAAAAAUAACUUUCAUUGUUUCCUAUGAGAAUGUGAUUAAAAUGUAAAUUGUAUGAAUUAUAUAGGCUCUCCAAAGCAUUGCAUCAAAACCUGGUUAUAAUGGUGGUAUAAGGAAAAAUGGCAUUGCUGACAUGAAUAAUGGUCCGUGUACUUGGUGGCCAACGGAUUUUCGUUUUGAAAAGAAAAAAACAAAAACGAAAAACGGCCAGUUUCCCA
Sander lucioperca (pikeperch) is the source of this 1284-nucleotide messenger RNA. RefSeq lists its product as uncharacterized. Gene Ontology annotation, cellular component: mitochondrion. NCBI's taxonomy places the organism in Eukaryota, Metazoa, Chordata, Actinopteri, Perciformes, Percidae. Bases 202 to 1038 code for a protein of 278 amino acids. The transcript has 5 exons. Gene Ontology annotation, molecular function: glycine N-acyltransferase activity. The record is from RefSeq and is a predicted model, not a curated record.